Messenger RNA from Saitoella complicata NRRL Y-17804, 613 nucleotides. Its product is annotated as ESCRT-II complex, vps25 subunit. Gene Ontology annotation, cellular component: ESCRT II complex. The coding region runs from base 7 to 555 and encodes 182 amino acids. Gene Ontology annotation, biological process: protein transport to vacuole involved in ubiquitin-dependent protein catabolic process via the multivesicular body sorting pathway. Gene Ontology annotation, molecular function: protein homodimerization activity; structural molecule activity. The transcript has a single exon. The record is from RefSeq and is a predicted model, not a curated record. Lineage: Eukaryota; Fungi; Ascomycota; Saitoellomycetes; Saitoellales; Saitoellaceae.
GUCGUGAUGGCAUCGUCCAAUUCUAAUUCUGAAGGCUUCCCAUGGCCAAAGAUAUACUCUUUCCCUCCAUUCUUCACCCGACAACCCACAACCCAAACCUGGAUCGCCCAGCGCUCAGCUUGGUCCUCCCUCCUUCUCUCCCACGCUCGAUACCACCGACGAUUUCGGUUAUCCUUGGGCAAUGAUGAGUCAAUUUGGGAAAACAAAGAGAUAGGGAGGGUUGUGAAAGAUCUUGUACGAAAGGAGCUGGCUGAGUGGAUGGUCCACGAAAACCAAGCCGCAUACGUCCCUAAUACCCAGAAGCAACAGUUGCUCCUCUACUGGCGGAAACCGGCUGAAUGGGCAGAGUUGAUCUACAAAUGGAUUGAUGAUACAGCGCAGUUUAACAGCGUGCUGACUCUGUACGAGUUGGUUGAGCAUGAGACUGAGUUUAAGGAGUUGGAUCCGAUGAUCUUGGGGCAGGCGCUGGAUGUGUUGAAGAGGAGGGGGUUGUGUCAGGUGUUUGGUGGGGAAGAUGGCGGUGGAGUCAAGUUCUUUAAGGAGCAGGGUCGAUGAGAUGGAAUUGAUGGCAUCACGACGAGAAGUCGCAGCUUACGAGACAAGAAUCGCGGCU